Molecule: messenger RNA, 2985 nt
Organism: Rhizoctonia solani
Lineage: Eukaryota; Fungi; Basidiomycota; Agaricomycetes; Cantharellales; Ceratobasidiaceae
Product: eukaryotic translation initiation factor 3 subunit 8
Exons: 17
Coding region: 1-2985 (994 amino acids)
Biological process (GO): translational initiation
Cellular component (GO): eukaryotic translation initiation factor 3 complex
Molecular function (GO): RNA binding; translation initiation factor binding; translation initiation factor activity
Source: RefSeq, a predicted model, not a curated record
AUGACGAGGCUCCUGCCCCUGCGGCUCCAAGAAGCCCAUGUCCCGAUUCUUGAAGACUGUGAUGACAGCGAAGGAAAGAAAAAGGGUCCUAGCCGCUUUAUGGCUGGUGGCGCUUCCGACUCGGAUAGCGACGAUGAUGCACCGAGGAUCGUCAAGAGCGCCAAGGAUCAAUUCGACAAAUUGCUCCGUCUUGUCCAGCGCCAAACCAAUCUCUCAGAUCCGGUUCCUUCGUUCUUCCUUGAACUUUUGAAAUCACUGGAAAAGGAUAUCACUGAUGCUCAAAAUCGUGAAAAAUCCGCAGCCAAGAAGAUGAACGCUACCAAUGCUCGCGCGCUCAACGGCAUGAAGCAAAAGCUCCGCAAGUCCACAAAAGAAUAUGAAGUAGCGAUCAAGUCCUUCGAGGAGGAUCCCGACAAGUACCGAAAGGAGGAGAACAAGGAGCCUGUGAAGAAAGGAGACGAGGAAGAGGAGGAUCCGACGUUCAAGACUGUUGGCCGUUCUGGCAAAACGAUGACGUUCAGCACCGAAGCCCUCUUCAAGAAUUUGCUCGCUAUCCAAGAGGCCCGUGGAAAGAAGAAUACCGAUCGCAAUGAGCAAAUCCAUCUUCUUGAGAGGGUUCUCCCUACGGCUGUGACUCCCUACGGCAAGAUCCGCGUUUUGCUUACUCUCAUUUCGGCACGCUUUGAUUACAACCCGACUGCUUCGUUCAUGCCCAUCGAACUUUGGAAAAAGGCCCUCCGCGAAAUCAAUAACUUGAUCGAGUUAUUGAUCACUGAGCCUCUGUAUAUUGUGACCGAAACUACCGAGGACUAUGAUGAAUCUGUCGAGCGAGUGCCUACCGAUGGAAAACCAGUUGUUGUCCGUGGAAGUAUUGUUGCGAGUGUCGAGAGGAUAGAAGACGAAUUCAACAAGAGCUUGUUGAACAUCGAUCCUCAUGGUACCGAAUAUGUCGAGAGAUUAAAGGAUGAACCUGGCCUAUAUGCGCUGACUGUCUUGGCUCAACGGUACUUUGAAGUUCGGAAACUAGAGGACGCCAUGCAUCGCGUUAUCAUCAAACGGCUGGAACACAUUUAUUGCAAGCCUGACGCAGUGAUUCAACAUUUCGAGUCCAAUUUGCCUAAUCCGCCUUCACCAUUGCCUCCCACUUCCGAACUCAUUGCCUCUCUGGCCACUAAACUCUACAAAUCCCCCUCGCCACUUCUCCGCACCCGUGCGAUGCUUGCCCACAUUUAUCACACUGGUCUCCAGAACGACUUCCCCAGGGCUCGUGACAUGCUCUUGAUGUCCCACGUCCAAGAGUCGAUCAACAGCGCCGACGCGCAAACACAGAUCCUAUUCAACCGCGCGGUCGUGCAACUCGGUUUGAGCGCAUUCAGGCGAGGAAUGAUCAAGGAGGCCCAUGGCGUGCUCGGGGACAUCUUUGCUACCCAGCGAGUAAAGGAACUCCUCGCGCAAGGUACAGGACCACGAGGAACCGAGACUCCCGCCGCCACUCGAGUCCUGCUUCCCUUCCACGUACACAUCAAUACCGAACUUGCCGAGGCGGUCUUCCUUGUGUCGUGCGAUCAGCAAGCCGUUCCGUCGGUUGCUCGAGUUUGCCGACCGCCAGGCGUUUGCUGGUCCCCCGAGAGCACGAGGGAUUGUGUUGUCCAGGCCACACGGGCGUUGUUGGCUGGUGAAUGGGAACGGUGCAAGGAGUUGAUUGUCGGAAUCAAGAUCUGGAGCUUGAUGGGAGCUGAGAGCGAGGGAGUGAAAGAGAUGCUCGGACAGCGUAUCCAAGAAGAGUCCCUAAGGACAUACCUCUUUACAUACUCUCCGCACUACACCUCGCUCUCUCUUGAGUUUUUGCAACGCACAUUCUCCCUUUCCGCCAGUCAAACCACCUCUAUCGUCUCCCGCAUGAUCUGGAACGACGAACUCGCAUCCCUUGAUUCGGCAGCCAAGGCCGUCGUCUUCCGCCGCACCGAAGUCAACAGGACCCAAGCGUCCGCACUUGCCCUCGCUGAACGCGCAGCCAACUUGGUCGAAAUGACCGAAAAGGCGCUCGACAUGCGUGUAGGCGGACGAGAAGGCGGAGGCGGAUGGGGCGACCGUGGAGACCGUGAAGGUGCUGGCUUGGGUGGAGGAACCGGCGCCGGUGGAGAAGGUCGUAGGAGAGGCGGUCAGGGUAGGCCAAGAGGUGGUGGUGGCGGCAGUGGCCGGGGUGGACGAUUCGCGCAGGGGUUGGGUAGCCGGAUGGGUGUGGCUGGUGUGAGGGCCCGGAAUCUAUCAAAUCAAACACGCCUCGACUGGCAAUUGGUUGACCAUGUCGUCCCAUCGUCAAUUGUUGGGUCCCCAACCAAUACAGAAAAAGUCACAGUGGCGCCUAUCUCCUGCAUCUGGCAUUUACGGGGUUAUCAUGUAACCAACCUAGAGGGCGAUCAGUACCUGAAUUACAAUGCUAGCGAUAAUCAUAUGAUAAUCGGUGGCACGGGCAUAUGGUGUCUUGAGGACGCUGGGGUGGCUGGACAGUAUUACUUUCAUAUGCAAUGGAACCACUAUGUCGGAAUAAUGAGCGCAGCUGACAAUGUUGCAAAGGUAGCUAGGUGCCGCCGCGUUGCCGACGAGAAGUGGAUUUUCCAGUUUGUUGGCCCACUCGAUAAAGUGCUUCCCGCGCCGACUCUACAUCGAAAUAUCCACUACCCAUUCGCUCCAGGUCACUAUGUCAUCAGGAACGUUGGGACUGAUACCGUUAUGCAUGCGGAAUAUGGGAGUGGGACGGGGCAAAUUUCGAUGCGAAACGUGAUUGCGCAGUGGUAUGUUGUCCCGACGGCAACUGGAACUGCUAUGGCCAUCAAGACACAGACAAGGGGUUCUGGAUAUCUCCCAGCUUAUCCAUUUAAUGUGUUCGACGUGGCCGGAGCUAACCCGGCAGAUGGUACUAAGAUUGUUCUAUGGCCGAGGACCGGCGAGGAACAUCAAAAGUGGUACUUUGAACCUGCUUAG